This is a messenger RNA of Folsomia candida, 2948 nucleotides long. RefSeq lists its product as uncharacterized. Gene Ontology annotation, cellular component: membrane. The transcript has 6 exons. Lineage: Eukaryota; Metazoa; Arthropoda; Collembola; Entomobryomorpha; Isotomidae. Bases 150 to 1004 code for a protein of 284 amino acids. The record is from RefSeq and is a predicted model, not a curated record. Gene Ontology annotation, molecular function: phosphatidylinositol bisphosphate binding.
GUGCAAAUAAAGAACCUACCUCAAUUCCUAUUCAGGUCGAUAUAUUGUGUUUAUCAACCAGUAUUCAUUUCACGGCAUAAAAUCAUAUUCUUCCAGUAUUAUACGAAAUUUUGGCAGGUUUUAGCCGAAUUUGCAAAUUCAUACGUAAGAUGGUUGAUCAGGCUGAAAAUAAUUUGGUGGCGAUAAGCUUAGAAAAUGAGAAGGAAACCGAAUGUCUAAAAACCGUUCGCGAUAUGAUGGCAGAAAACGAGAAAUUAAAGCCAAUGCUAAAAUUUUGGCCAGACAAAUUACUCCUUCUUCUAAUCCGUACAUUCGAUUUUAACACUCCCAACAUCUUAAGAGUGGUUAAUUCGUUGCAAAAUUGCAUAACGGAAUUGUACCCGGACUUAUUCCGACUUAUAAAUCUGUCCGAAUUGAAACCGAUUUUGGACAAGAAACUCUUCACCCUGGUCAAGCACGCCAGUCCGAGGAAUCCUGGCGUCGUGAUGUUUCAAUUUAAAAAUUGGAAGCCUUCCGAAGUCCCGACAGACCAGUUGCUCGCGGCCGGAACCGUAUACUACUACCAACUUGCCCGAAAUUGUGAAGACAUCCAGAAAAACGGGAUUCUCGCCUUGAUCGACUCGGACGGAAUCGGAUUUGCGCACGCCCGCCAAAUUUCGUACGAUCUGAUUAAAAAGCUUCUUUACUGCAUGGUAUACUCGUCCCCAGUUCGAGUCGUUGGUUACGUUGUGUACAAUAGUUCCUACCUCGUGGAAAAGAUUUACCACGUGGUCAAAUUUGCGAUACCGGAGAGGGCAAGGAAAGAUAUUUAUUUCCUCAAAAAAGACUUAACCGUUCUGCACGGGAUGGUCCCUGACGCCCAAUUUUUGCCAACUUCCAUCGGCGGAGAGGUCCCUGACGACGCGGCGUAUCAGGAAGACGCCGAGACAGCAGCGUUCGAUGACCUCACGAUCCAAAACCUUGUAACGGACCUACAGAGAGAGUGCAGAUUGGGGAAGAAAUGAUGUAACGAGGCGAAAUUCUACUUUAAUUGAUAAAUCAGUUGUAAAAUUAUUAAAUACAGAAAAAAUUAAAAAAUGUAAAUUAAAAAAUGAUGACCCCCGAGCUUCCCAAAAAAAUAUAUCCUUGGCAAAAAAAAACCUGCCGCCUGUCACCAUCGGCACUAGCGUAUUUACUCAUUUUUUACUAAAUGUAAUCAAUCAGUCCUUGUAUGUACGUAUUUUUUGAUGAAUCAAUUUCACAUGUAUGGAAAUAUGUAGUACAUAUUUAUGUAACUCUUAUCUUUGUCAAACAACUAAUUCGCAAAUACCAAUAUAUUAGUCAGGCGUUUGUAUUUACUCACCUGUCCUGAGUUAUCAUUUGACAGAUCAAUUAAUUCAAUGUCAAUCAAUUGGAAUAAUUAUACAGCCACUACACAUAUGUGAUGUAACUCCUCAAGUCCUGAUAUUUAUUUAGGUUCAAAAAUUUAGAUGCGUACGUGAGGUUUGAAUAUGUAGAUAAGAACCAGGCCAACUUAAUUCAUGAAUUGCAAACUUAUUAAGACUGUAUUGUAAAAUUUGGGUAGCGAAUGUGUGGGGAAAAUUUUCAAAAGAAAUUAAAAGUUAACAAUUAUAAAAUAAUUAAUUUACUAUCGGGCGAAACUUGUACAUACCAAACGCCCUGAAAUAAUCCAAACUAACUAAGAACUAAUUCCUGGCAAGCAACCUUGAACGAUUAACAUGUUUAGAGAAAGUGGUAAUCACUAAUCUUGUCUCAAAUUAAUUAAACUGUCAUGUCAAGUGAAUGUAGUACAAGUAUCGCCUUAUCGCAAGAAAUUCAGUGAAAAUUCUAUCCGAGCAAUGUGAAUAACGCAAUAGAUAAGAUUAAAGGACAGAAAUAAAAUGCGACCGAUUUUGUGAAAGGGUCACCAGUCAAUUACUCUACGUAAGCCUUGUCACAAUGUUACUGCGACUAUUUUCAUUCGCCACCUGCUUCCACCUUGCACUUGGCUUCGUGCAAGAAAUUACAUUUUACAUGGAACCUGACUUCGGAGGAAAUGGGUUCCUAUUUCGAACUAAAGAACCUGCCCUUGCUCCGUGCCACUCGAUCCAAUUAAGCGACGUGAAAUCAUAUUGCUAUAAAGGAUGGUGGAACGGAUUUAAUCAAACAAAUUACGCUAAUGAAUGGACUUUAAGUGUAGCAUCAUGGGAUGGGACAGUGAUUUGCAGAAAUGGAACACCCCUUCCAACAAUGUCGUUGAGGCAUCAAGGACCCUUGGAGACAACAAUACCUUCCGUUUCAAUUUAUAGCGGGACUCGUACUACUGGUGUGGGUGGAAUGGAAAGAACUUUUACUGCCUUAGCCGCGACCAAUUUUGGAUUUCUUCCUACGUACAUACAUGGCCCUAUCGGGAAGGUCGAGCUGGACUGGUUUUGUCAACGACGAUUUUACGGGAAACUCUACCUGCUUCUCAACUUCUGCACUAUUAGCACAAGUAAAUUUGUCCGGAAAGGAGAUAAGGUCCUUAGUCAAAGGAUGUGACGCCAAGUAUGAGAGCGAGUACUAUGAAGCUGAUAAGCAUUUGUGAAUAUUUUUUUUUGAAGCAGUAACACUCGCUUGUUUUUGGCUAUAUAUUUUAGGGAACAAAUGUUUUAAUAAAAAUCAUGUGAACCAGUGACAAACAUUUGUUUCAAUCUAUGUACGUUAAUGUUUACAUAUUUGAGAAAAAUAAUACUUUAAUAAAAUUUGGUUGUUGAUCAGAAAUGUUGGGAAUCAAUAUGCACAUUCAAGGGCCGAGACAGCAGUGUUGGACGACCUCAUAAUCCAAAACCUUGUGGCAGACCUGCAGAGAGAGUGCAGAUUGGGGAAUAAAUGAUGUAAAGGUAACGACGAGAUUCCGUUUAAUUUCAUAUCAAUAUGUAUAAAUUAGUUGCAAAAGUAGUAAAAUAAAUUCCGAAAAUGAUGACCCA